AAAUUUAAAGAAUAUUUAGUGAGAUACUGUAAUAUAAGAUAAUUAGGAAAUCCCUAGAAGUAACAGAUUAGGUUAAGGGAUAGAAAAAGGUUAAUAAUAAAGAUUAUUAUGGAUGACAAUUGGAAGUAAGGUUGAGAAGUUUGUUAUGAAAGAAGAUACUUAUGUUAUAAAUAUGAAAUUGGGAACUGCUAAAUAUGUAAUAUGAAAUCCAGAUUGGAGGGUGUCGGGGAAGCCUUUUAGCAAUAUAAAUACACCAGGGAAUAAGAAGAAAAAUUUCUUCUUUUAUUUUGUGUGUUUUUAUUGUUGAUAAUUUUUUAUGUUGUGUCAAAUGUAAUGUUUUUCUUUUGUGUUUUUGUCUAUGCGUUAUAAGAGAAAACUACUCAAUUUUCUGGAAAACCAAAACUCUGAGGCGGGAGGGCGCCUCGAAACCGCCUUUUCCUCCCGCCUCACACAACCACGCCAUGAGGUCGCCAUUUUCCCCGUAUGCCGCCCUCAGAAGAGCCGCCUGUUUUUGCGCGGGCCAGGGGCACUUCGCCGCCCCCAUCCCCUCACCCCGAGUUAACCCAGCCAUCUCCCUCCGUAAAAAUCCCUUUCCCCGCUCCCUCGCUUUCGUUUUCGGCGCCUGCGCCUCCUCCCGCUUCCCUCCCCUUGACGAGGCUCGGGAAAGCGAAGCCGCCAGGCCGGCCCAGCUCAUUUCCCGCCUCUUUUCUCCUCCCCGCCUCGAGCCCGGCGGGGCAAACGGCCGCAACGAAAGCGCCAUCUACGGGCAUGGGGCGCGCACUGCCGGCUCCUUUCGCCGCCGCCACCCCUCCUCCUCCUCCUCCGUCGCGGCCGAGCGGGCAGGAGGGAGCCUGCUGUGGGGCUGCGGGGUUUGUGAGGGGGGAUCCCUCCGAGGUGAGGGAAAGUUGGUGUCCGCCGAGGGAGACAUGAGCGGCGGCCGGAGGGGGAGCAGCAGGAGCUGCCGGGGCGACGAGGAGGAGAGGGAAGCGGCUCUCCAGAAGCUCAUCGUCCGCCUGAAGAAUGUCCAGGAAGGGAAGCAGAUCGAGACCCUCGUCCAGAUCCUGAGGGAUCUCCUCGCCUUCGCCUCGUCGCCCAGCGGUCCUCCCUUGCUCGUCGGCAAGAACGUCCACGUGCCUCUGUUGUUGGUGCUGGCCUCGUACAUGAGGGUGGCGAGCGUGCAGCAGGUGGGAUGGUCGCUUCUUUGCAAACUUAUCGAAGUUUGCCCAGACACGCUUCAUAACUUAGCAGCCCCUCAAGGUGUUGGGAAGGAUUGGGAAGUGCUUGGUGUUCACCAGCACAUUCUUAAGAUGCUUAAAAACCACAAUGUGAACAUACACCUUUCUACAGUUGGCCUCAAAGCAUUAAAUAUGCUUCUCUCUUCAGAUGUAAUAACACUUCUUCUCUUGGAGGAAGGAACAGACGUAUUUUUACUGAUAUUUGAUGCCAUGGACACAUUUUCUGAUAAUGAGGAGAUCCAGAAAUAUGGAUGUAAAGCUUUGCACGUGCUUCUUGAAAAAGUUCCAGAGGAGCAGCUGAUUGAAUUUGUUGAGGACAGAGAUCACAUGAUCAUACUGAAUGUGCUCAAAAAAUUCCCCAAAAAAGAAAACUUAGUACUUCUUGCCCUGUUGUCUUUACAUUCAUUGGCAGGACCACCUAGCAAUGCAGAAAUUCUUAUGUCUGGAAAUGUGAGGUGUUACAAUGUCAUCGUUGAAAUGAUGAAAGAUUUCCCCGACAAUGAAGCAAUUCAGGAAGUGAGCUGCUGCUUGUUGCACAAACUUGCAUUGGAAAACUUUUUCAAUAUCCUGGUAUUGAAUGAUGUACAUCAAUUCAUUGUAACAGCUGUUGGAAAAUACCCUGCUAGUGCAAAGCUGCAGGCUGCAGGCCUCAGUUGCUUGGCUCUUCUCACGGAAACAAUAUUUUUAAGCAGAGACUUGGAAGAGGAGGAGGUGGAGGAGGAAGAAAAAGAAUUGUGUUGGCUGGAAGCCUGUUAUAAAGCAUUAAAAUUGCAUCGGAAGAAUAUAGAUGUACAGGAGGCUGCAUGUUGGGCUUUGAACAAUCUGCUUAUGUACCAACGUAAUCUUCAUGAGAAGAUUGGAGAUGGAGACAAAAAAUUCCCAGCCCACAGAGAAAUGAUGCUAUCCAUGUUGAUGCAUAAUUCUUCAAAAGAAUUGUUUCAAGCUGCUGCAAAUGCCUUGGCAACUCUACUGGAGCAAAGCGUAAAUAUUAGAACAGUUCUGCUGGCAAAAGGAAUACACAUGAAUGUGCUGGAGAUUAUGAAGAAACACUCCAACUCCCCGGAAGUUGCAGAAAGUGCUUGCAAGCUGCUGAACCGUGCUUUUGAAGGAAGUUUCCCCCCUCUGGAUAUAAUGACAGAAGUGGCAUCGAGAGUUGUGAAGGCCAUGAGAAAGCAUAAAUCAUCCCCAAGUGUACAGCUGGAGGCACUAAGAGUUAUUUUACAUUUUAUGACUUCAGGCGUACUGAAAAAGCAACCAAAUAAUUCUGACUUGGGCAAUACUGAGUUGGCGCUAAUGCUGAAAGUGAUAAAAAACCAAUGUUUGUUGCAAGGUGCUCACUCAUUAGUCCUUGAUGCUCUCAACACGUUUAUUGGAAAUCCUGGUAUUCAGAAAUGUGGAUUUCAGGUACUUUCUUCUGUUGUGGAAUGUUCAGGUGCGCUAGAAAUGUUGACACAGCAAGGAAUGACAGAUACCGUACUCCAUACGCUACAGAUGUAUCCUGAUGAUCAAGAAAUACAGUGCUUAGGCUUAAGUCUUCUGGGAUCCUUGAUUACAAGAAAGAUAUUGUGCAUUGCAAUUAUACAAGUUCUGGCGGCAAUCUUGGUUUCUACUUUACGGCGCUUUAAGGAGGUUGUUGAAAUACAGGCACAUGGAUUUAAUGUGAUUAUAAAAAUACUUGACCUGUCACCUUGUUUUGCAAAGCUGUUAAUACAGGAGUCAUUUGAUACAGCCAUUUUUUAUCAGAUGUCCAUGUGUUUCACUGAGCAAAGAGACCAGCAGUUUCAGAGUCUUUGUUGUAAAUGCUUUGCUAAAAUAGCUGACAACGAUGAUUUAAAAAACCUGAUGUUGGAGAAAGCCUGUGCUGAGUAUAAUACCAUUAUGGUUGAAUGCUUACUCUUGCUGGGAGCUGAUGUGAAUAAGGAGACAAAGAAAAACUCUUUAAUCUAUCAAAUUUGUGAGAAAGGGAGCAAUCCUAAGUUGGUAGAACUGCUAUUAAACGGCGGUGCUCGAGAGCAGGAUGUCCGGAGUGCUCUCACAAUCAGCAUCAAGAAGGGAGAUAGCCAGGUCAUUAGCUUGCUCUUAAAAAAGCUUAGUCUGGAUUUGGCCAACAGCAGCAUAUGUCUUGGCGGUUUCUGCAUUGGUAGAAUUGAACCUUCCUGGCUGAGCCCCUUGUUUCCAAGUAAACAAGGAUCCUUCAAGAAACAAAAUGCAGGCUCUGCGCUGGCCAGAAUGGUGCUUAGAUACCAAAAGAAAAGCAGCUAUGAGGACCAGUCAAGUUCUAGUUUUGAAGAAAAUACUGAUGAAAAUAUAAAGGAGCAGCUUGAUGACUGGGAACUUCUCCCUGACCAUUUAGUCGACAGUGUUUUCUGCUUGAGUGAUGGUAUAGAUAGUGAAGGGAGUGAAAACUCAAUUAUCGUGAAGAAGAAAUCCAACUCCGUGGCUGUUGCAGACGUCCACAAAGACAGGGCCUUGCAGAUGUGUUCUCAGACCCUGAAAAGGAAUUCCAAGUCUGUGGGACCUGGGUCACAUCACGAACCAUUUAAGAAUCCAAGAAGAGGGCAAAUGUCUUCUGAAGAAUCGCACAACACCCCAAAUCGAUUGGACAGUUCCUCUUCGUCAAUCCCUGACAGGGAAUUUAUUAAGUCACUUGAUCUUUCAUCAAAUGAGCUGGAGAAUAUAGAUAGCAUCAGUCAAAGCUCUUGCUUAACUACUCAUUUGGAACAUCUUGAGAAGUUAGAGCUUCAUCAAAAUGCCCUUCCAUGCAUUUCUGAACAAUUGUGUGAGAGCUUGAAGUGUUUAACUUAUCUGGAUCUGCACAGUAACCGUUUUAAAUCGUUUCCUCCAUACCUGUGGAAAAUGCCUCAUAUAGCACAUCUUGAUAUCUCCCGCAAUGAGAUUGGUCCUUCCUUAAUCUUGGAUUCAAAGAUUGUCUGUCCAUCUCUAAAGCUACUGAAUUUAUCAUACAAUCAAUUGUCAUGCAUUCCCGAAUUUCUCUCCAAUGUUGCACAAAACCUGGAGCACCUUAUAUUAGAAGGUAACAAGCUUUCAAGUGUGUGCUCACCGUUAUGUUUGAAGGAACUGAAAGUGUUAAACAUUAGUAAGAAUGCUGUAUCCUUCUUGGCUGAGAAUUUUCUAAAAGACUGUUUGAAGCUGGAGACACUCAAUGCUGGGAUGAAUUCACUCGAGGCCACACCUGAUUUGCCGCCUAACAUAACUACAUUGAAAUUAUCUCAGAAUAAUUUUUCUAGUGUUCCAGAAGCAAUUCUUCUUCUCCCACAUCUGAGAUCAGUGGAUUUAAGCAACAAUAAAAUCACAACUCUGCCUGGGCCACUUCAUUGGAAAACGUCUAAUUUAAGGGAGUUGCUGUUUAAUCAUAAUCAAAUAAGCACCCUGGAUCUGAAUACAAAAGCUUUCUUGUGGUCUCGGCUCGAAAAGCUUCACCUCUCCCACAACAACUUAAAAGAGAUUCCUCCUCAAAUUGGGUUCCUUGAAAACUUAACAUCUUUCGAUGUAAGUUACAAUCCAGAAUUAAGAAGCUUUCCUGAUGAAAUGGGAAAGUUAUCCAGAAUAUGGGAUCUUCCCUUGGAAGGGUUAAAUCUUAACUUUGACUUCAAGUAUGUGGGAUGGAAAGCCAGGGACAUUAUAAGGUUUCUUCAACAGCGUUUAAAGAAAGCUGUCCCUUAUAACCGGAUGAAGCUCAUGAUAGUUGGAAAUACAGGCAGCGGUAAAACUACACUGUUACAACAAUUAAUGAAAUGCAAGCGACAAGACAUGGAAAUUCCCAAUGCGACAGUUGGCAUUGAUGUGAUUGACUGGAGGGUUACAGUGAAGAGUAAAACAAAGAAAGAACUUGAAUUAAGUGUCUGGGAUUUUGGAGGCCAGGAGGAAUUCUACAGUGCUCACCCCCACUUUAUGACCCAGAGAGCUCUGUACCUUACUGUUUAUGACCUUAGCAAAGGAGAGGCUGAAGUGGAUGCUAUGAAGCCGUGGCUGUUUAAUAUCAAGGCCCGAGCUUCAUCUUCACCUGUGAUUCUCAUUGGUACUCAUUUAGACAUCUCUAAUGACAAACAGCGUAGAGCUUGUGUCAACAAAAUUACCAAGGAACUGAUGAAUCAGAGGGGAUUUCCAGCAAUCCGAGAUUACCAUUUUGUGAAUGCUACUGAAGAGUCCGAUGCUAUGAUGAAACUUAGAAAAACUAUAAUAAAGGAGAGUCUGAAUUUCAAAAUCGGAGACCAGCCCGUUGUUGGACAGCUAAUCCCAGACAGCUACCUGGAACUUCAGAAGAGAAUUUUAGAGGAAUGCAAAAAUGUUCCAGCUGAAUUUCCUGUGAUUGACCACAAGCGGUUGUUAGAAUUGGUGCAAGAAAACCAGUUGCAGUUGGAUGAAAAUGAACUCCCACAUGCUGUUCACUUUCUGAAUGAAUCAGGUGUUUUGCUCCAUUUUCAAGAUCCAGCACUUCAGCUAAGCGACUUGUAUUUUGUGGACCCUAAAUGGCUAUGUAAAAUCAUGGCACAGAUCUUGACAGUGAAGGUUGAAGGCUUUCCUAAGUACCCAAAGGGAAUCAUAAAGCGUACUGAUGUAGAGAACUUCCUGCUAAAGAAAAGCAAAUUUCCUAAGGUUUACAUGUGUAAAUACUUCAGGCUUCUGGAGAAGUUCCAGAUAGCACUGCCACUAGGAGAAGAUCAGCUCCUUGUUCCAAGCAGCUUGUCAGAUAAUAGGCCUGUGAUAGAGUUACCACACUGUGAAAACUCUGAAAUUAUCAUAAGGCUGUAUGAAAUGCCCUAUUUUCCCAUGGGAUUCUGGUCCAGGCUAAUCAACAGGUUGCUUGAAGUGUCGCCGUUUAUUCUUUCAGGAAGAGAACGAGCUCUUCGUCCUAACAGGAUGUACUGGAGGCAAGGCAUAUAUCUGAACUGGUCGCCUGAAGCCUAUUGCCUGGUGGAAUCGGCAGUUUUUGAAAACAACCCAAACAGUUUCCUCAAAAUUACUGUGCCUUCCUGCAGAAAAGGUUGCAUCCUCUUGGGGCAAGUUGUUGAUCACAUUGAUUCUCUUAUGGAAGAAUGGUUUCCGGGCUUGCUAGAAGUGGAUGUUUGUGGUGAAGGAGAAACACUCUUGAAAAAAUGGGCUUUGUAUAGCUUUGAGGAUGGUGAGGAGCACCAGCAAAUAUUACUUGAUGACCUUCUGAAAAAAGCAGAAGAAGGUGACCUCUUGGUGAAUCCAGAUCAGCCAAAAUGCACUAUUGCAAUUGCCCGAAUUGCUCCAGACCUGAUACUGGCCGAUUUACCUAGAAAUAUAAUGUUGAAAAAUGAGGAACUAGUAUUUUGCCAAACACCAGAAUUUCUUCUAGGUGAUGGUGGAUUUGGAUCUGUAUACCGUGCUUCUUACAGUGGAAAUGAGGCAGCUGUAAAGAUUUUUAAUAAGCACACAUCUCUUAGACUUCUAAGACAAGAACUUGCAGUGCUUUGCCAUCUUCAUCACCCUAGUUUAGUGCUCUUGCUGGCUGCAGCAGUGCGUCCCCGAAUGCUUGUCAUGGAAUUGGCACCAAAAGGGUCUCUAGAUCGAUUGCUGCAACAAGACAAUGCCAGUCUAACCAGAACACUCCAGCACAGGAUAGCUCUACAUGUAGCCGAUGGCUUAAGGUAUCUUCAUUCAGCAAUGAUAAUCUACCGCGAUCUAAAGCCCCACAAUGUGCUUCUCUUUACACUGUAUCCCAAUUCAGCGGUCAUUGCAAAGAUUGCCGAUUAUGGUAUCGCCCAGUAUUGCUGUAGAAUGGGGAUAAAAACAUCUGAGGGCACACCAGGCUUCAGAGCACCAGAAGUUGCAAGAGGAAAUGUUAUUUACAAUCAGCAAGCUGAUGUUUAUUCAUUUGGCUUGCUCCUGUAUGACAUUUUAACAGCUGGUGGGAGAAUAUUAGAAGGCAUGAAAUUUCCUAAUGAAUUUGAUGACUUAGCUAUCCAUGGAAAAUUGCCAGAUCCUGUCAAAGAAUAUAGCUGCACCCCCUGGCCAGAAGUUGAAGAUUUAAUUAAGAAAUGUUUGAAAGAAAAUCCUCAGGAAAGACCUACAUCUGCUCAGGUUUAUGAUAUUUUGAAUUCGGCAGAACUUGUCUGCUUGAUGAGAUACAUCUCAGUACCCUCUCCUUUUGGAGCAGAUUGCAUGGUUGCUGCAAAUCCAAGUUGUAAGAAGACAGGAAUCUGGAUAGGUAGCGGAAACUUAGAAGCAGCACAGAUCUCAUUUAUUGAUUUAAAUUCAGAUGGACACGGGUGUCAGGAAAUUGCAGAUAACAGAGUAUUGUGUAUGGCCUUGGUAACUCUUUCAGCAGAGAAGGAGAACUGGAUUGUAGCAGGAACUCAUUCUGGUUGUUUGUGGGUCUUUCAUGCAGAAGAGGAGAAGCCCAGGCACCAACUUCAGAAGAUGUCGGAUUCUGUCACAUGUCUUUACUGCUACUCUUAUGCAAAGCAAAACAAACAGAACUAUUUUUGUGCUGGUACAGCUGAUGGGCAGCUAGCGGUUUUUAAAGACACAGCAGUAAAGUGCAAAGAUGCUGCACCUUUGAAGAUUUUACAACUUGGAACCCGCAGCACCCCACUUAUGUGCUUAAGAGAAUCUGUUUAUUCAUGUGAAAAAAAUACAAUCUGGGGAGGCUGUGGAACAAAGAUUAUAUCAUUUUCUAAUGACUUCUGCGUCCAAAAAAUCAUUGAGACAAAAACAAGCCAAAUAUUAUGCCACAGGGCUCACAGUGAUGCCAAUAUCAUUUCCAUAGCAGUAGACAAAUCCAUCUACUUGGCAAAGAAAAACAGCUAUUUUGUGGAAGUUUGGGAUAAAAAGGCAGAGAAGCUUUGUGAACUAAUCGACUGCAUGCAUUUUCUAAAGGAGGAGGUGCCAAACCUGAAUAAAGAAUCAAAACAAGAAGUUGCUAUUUUGGGAAGAGUGAAGAGCAUCUGCCUGCAGAAGAAUACAGCCCUUUGGAUUGGCACAGGGGGAGGACAUAUCUUACUGCUUGACCUCUCAACUCGUCGGCCCAUAAGAAUAAUAAGGGAUUUCUGUGAUUCUGUUAGAUUCAUGAUGACAGCCCAGUUAGGGAGCCUGAAGAACGUAGUUCUGGUGUUGGGCUACUGCCAUAAAGGUGAAAACAAAGACAGCGAAUACACCACAGGAAUACAGUCAUGUUUAACUAUAUGGGACAUUAAUCUGCCACAUGAAGUGCAAAACCUGAGAAAACAUAUUGAGCUGAGACAAGAGUUAGCAGAAAAAAUGAAGAGCAUUUCUUUGGAUUAACUGGCUAUGCAAACACUUAUCUCACUGGGCUCAUACGGGAGGGUUCUGUGCUAGCUCCAUUGAAAUAUGCAAUGUAAAUAUUUCUCAGGAUGGAUCAGCAAAGGUUUGUUGAAAAUAUAGAGAAUAUUAUCGACUGGGCAGUGCCUUAAUUUUCCAGUGGUGAAAGGUACGUAGGAAACCCAGCUGUAACAUGUAACCUGAACUCCUUUCGUCUGGUUUUCAAUGUCUUUUAUACCACUCCAUGUUUAGAGUAAUUCCACUAUCCCAUGCUGUAUUUAUGUAUGUAUAUUUAAUCAAGCGAUAUUUUUAUACUUUGUAACUUUUUGAAGCAUUAUGAUAUAAAUAAAGGCAUGUUAUAGAGCAGGGGUCAGCAAUCUAAGGCCCAUGGGUCACAAGCGGCCCACGGGGUCAUUUUACUGGCCCACAAGCCACCCCCGAACAGAGCUACCUGCUUGACGAGUCCCUGCACGCUGCGCUAAACCGGCGUGGCACAGAGACUCACUUCAGCAACACCGGAAAUCACAUCUGUGCAGACGCCAGCACCGGAAAUCGCUGUCGGAAUAACUUCAUUGGACACAACCACAUGCCAGGUCAGCACUAAGUCCAACUGAAUUAAAUGGAAUUUACUCUGUGGUAAAUGAGGGCUAGAUUACAGCCCAGCUUUGGUCCCAUUGAGAUCAGUUCAACUUACAUAAUCAUAUUUGCAUCCAACCUGUUUUAAGCACUUUAGAUUGCUAUUGUUGUGAAUGUAAUUAUGAUUUCAUGACCUCAUUUCAGUUUGUGGGGCAUCGUAUCCAAUGGAAUGGGUGUUCACUCUGUCGCGAGACACUAGACAAGAGCAGACUUGCGGGAAGUUGGCUGGACUCCCUCGGUUUUUCCUCCUGUCUAGACACACACACAAUACGUUCCUCCUGACUCACCUAAGUUUUUUACUAGAUUAUGAACCGCCUUUUUUUCUUUAGAUUUCCUUUAACGUUGUUUUUGUUCUACAGUUCUUUGUCCGCACAUUGUGUUUUUUCCCACAAAAAAGAAAACCCUUUCCGUUGCUCUUUACAUUUGGUCAUCCCGCUUAUUUGCUUAUUUAAUAACGGUUUGGCCACCUCCCAGUUUGCUGUUUUGACACUGGCAACGGAGUGAGCGUUCCGAUUACAUCCCUGCCGGUUCGCUUUGGCAGAGACAUAGUGCCUUACCCUUGUCCUUAGCUUCCUGGUCGGUGGAUGUGACAAGGAGAGUGUGUGUAGCUUCUGUUUCCCCCCAUUCCAGGUCCACAGCGUGGCAAAUGGAGUGUGUGGUGUGAAGCUUUUGCCUGCCUUUUCUCCUGGUCCACUGUGUGGCAAAUGGAGUUGAGUAUUUAUUUGGUGAAAAAUUGAGUCUAUCUGUGUGUGUGCGCACGUGCACACACGCACGCCUCUUUGCUGUCUUAAUGGCUGCUAUGGAGGACACUUGUGGCUUAAGCCGCCCACCUCUGAAAAAAGCAAAGCAAAAACUGAAGCACUUAAUGUCCUAUAAAGCCAGAGGACGUGCUAAGACUGCUCCCCCGGCUCUUCCAAGGAAGCGUCUUUUUUCCAUAAUUUUACCCCAUUCCCAAGCUCACAAUACAGAGCAGGCGUCAGCUCCUGAGAGUGCUUCCACUCAGUUGAAUGCUCAGACUAUACCACCACAUGCUGAUUUUAUUACAGAAACUUCUGGGGAAGGGGGAAGUAGGCAGGGGUUUUUUUCUCUUUAGGGACUCCGUCGGUACUUUCUGCUUGGCGAAUCCGGAAAACUUACCACAAGUCUUUGCUCCUGUCUAGUGUCUUCAUUGGGUGCAUCGCCCCCCUCUCAAAACGAUACUUCAGAUGAGAUCAAUUGUUCUUUCUCUGUUGAAUGCCAGUAGCAUAUUCCUGUCAGGAUUCUCCUUCCCCUUUCCCACAUUCUCCCUUGGCAAAUUUGUAUUUAAUUCUGAUAUUCCAGGAGAUGUUCUGUUUGCUCUCUUGCACCAUUCACCUUUCCCUUCUAACAAGCUGGAAUUAUAGUGGGAAUGUAAAGCAAGGUGAUUUAAGGCGGUUGCUGAUGACCCGAAGGGGUUUGGUUAGGACCCUCUUCACAUGACAGAGGCAGGAGAGAAAAAACUCCAUCAACGGGGUGAUGGCUCCUUACAGGAUGAGUAAGUUACCACUCCAAUGUGUCCAGAAUCUUAACUUUACUACUCUGUUCCACAAGGUGUUCUAUGGGUUGGCCCCCAAUUCAUGUUAAAAUGGUGAUGUCUAAGAUUAAAAGUCAAAAUAGUAUCUGGGAUAGUAGACGCUAGCAGUAGGUGCGUUGUUUUGAUAGAUGAGUUAUUGGCAUAAUAAGUAGGAUGAGGAUUGAAAAUAAAAGGGCUAGGACGCCACCCAGUUUGUUAGGGAUUGAGCGAAGAAUGGCAUGGGUGCUAAAGACUUAAUUUACUAUGGUGGACGAUGAAGCCACUGGAUUGGGUAAUUUCUCACCAUGUGACUGAGGCAGGAGCCAAGAAUUGUGGGAGGCAGGCUGAAUCUCCUCAGUUUUUUCCUCCUGCCUUGAUGGAGCAGUUCGUCAUCCCUGUCCCCCUUCCCCCCCGGCAUAAAACUUAAUGGAAGUCCCCCAUCCAGCUUCAUUCCAUCUCCAAUUCCAAAGCACCCAGAGAGUUGAGCAGCAGUUGAGGCUUGCAUGUCUCACCUACUAAACAUGGGGGCCAUUGGUACCCUCCCAGCAGAGCAGUGAUUUCAAGGACUUUACUCACUCUUUGUGGUUCCAAAAAAAGGCCACAAGAAGUGGAGGCCAGUGUUGGAUCUCAGAUUCCGCAAUCUCUGGAUAGUUUACAAGAAGUUCAGGCUGUGCCCCAUUCGACUCAUCAGCAACCUAUUAAAUCACCACUUCGGGUAAGACCAAUUGUCCUUUCUCAUAUAAUGUCUUAUACUUUUAAACUGUUUUUCUCUUUAAAUAAAAUAAUGUGCUACCAUUUUCUGUUUUUUGUCUAUUUGUAAUGUUAUGGCUACAUGCAGAUUCAGGAUUGUGAAGUUCUCUGCUUUAACACAUUCUUGUUGAUAUACCACAAAUUUUCUGUGUAUAUAUGAAUGUAUAAUUUGCAGACUGUACAUGACCUUUAUGUAAUAAAAAUAAACUUUUUUU
This is a messenger RNA of Podarcis raffonei (Aeolian wall lizard), 11636 nucleotides long. It is a transcript of the gene LRRK2, whose product is annotated as leucine rich repeat kinase 2. Gene Ontology annotation, biological process: protein phosphorylation. Gene Ontology annotation, molecular function: protein binding; GTP binding; ATP binding. The coding region runs from base 462 to 8507 and encodes 2681 amino acids. The transcript has 51 exons. The record is from RefSeq and is a predicted model, not a curated record. NCBI's taxonomy places the organism in Eukaryota, Metazoa, Chordata, Lepidosauria, Squamata, Lacertidae.